Messenger RNA from Dipodomys ordii (Ord's kangaroo rat), 1257 nucleotides. It is a transcript of the gene Fbln7, whose product is annotated as fibulin 7. The transcript is spliced from 7 exons. The record is from RefSeq and is a predicted model, not a curated record. The coding region runs from base 1 to 1257 and encodes 418 amino acids. Gene Ontology annotation, molecular function: calcium ion binding. Lineage: Eukaryota; Metazoa; Chordata; Mammalia; Rodentia; Heteromyidae.
AUGAGUGGUGGUCUCUCCUCUCCCCAGAACUGUCUGAACAGGCAGCAGCUCCUCACUGCCAUCCGCCAGCUGGAGCAGCUGCUGAAGGCCCAUGAGACUCGCUUUGCCGAGGGCAUCCACAAUAUGAAGAGUCGGCUGGCUGAGCUGCACAACUCUGUGAGCAAGGUGGCCCCGGACAGCGCUCCAGUUUCCUGCCCUGCUCUGAAUGCUCCUUCGGAUGGUAGAAAGUUUGGAAGCAAGUACCUAGUGGAUCAUGAAGUCCAUUUUACCUGCAAUGCCGGCUUCCGCCUGGAAGGGCUCAGCAGUGUGGUGUGUCUUCCCAACGGGACCUGGACAGGGGAGCAGCCCCACUGCAGAGAUAUCAGUGCAUGCGCCAGCCAGCCCUGUCACAAUGGUGGGACCUGUAUAGAAGAAGUUAACCAGUACAGAUGCAUCUGUCCUCCAGGAAGGUCGGGGGGCCACUGUGAACAUCAGGCCCAGACUGGUACCCUGCAGCGCACCAACGCCUCGGGCCCUGCCUUCAGCCGGGAGCCGCGCUGUUCGCAGGUGGAGCGGGUUCAGCUCUGCAGCUGCGAGGAAGGAUUCCACCUGAGCCGCGACGUCUGCCAGGAUGUGGACGAGUGUGAGCUGUUUGCGCAGGAGAGGCACCUCCGGCUCUGCAUGCAUACCUGUGUGAACACCCCUGGCUCCUACAGCUGUACCUGCCCCAGUGGAUACCAGAUCAUGGCAGAUGGGAAGAGCUGUGAGGAUAUUGAUGAGUGUGUGAGCCCACAUGUGUGCCCGCAGGCGACCACGUGCAUCAACACUAGUGGAGGCUUCCAGUGCGUCAGCCCUGAGUGCCCCAAGGGCAGCGGCAACGUGAGCUAUGUGAAGACAUCUCCCUUCCAGUGUGAACGAAAUCCCUGCCCCAUGGACAGCAGACCCUGCCACCACAUGCCCAAGACCAUCUCAUUCCAUUACCUGGCUCUGCCCUCCAACCUGAAAACGCCCAUCACGCUCUUCCGAAUGGCCACAGUCUCAGCACCAGGCCGGAUUAGGCCCACCAGUUUACGGUUUGGGAUUGUGGGUGGAAGCAGCCGUGGCCAGUUUGUCACGCAGCGUUCAGACCGGCAGACAGUAGAGCUGAUCCUCAUCCAGCCCCUGGAGGGGCCUCAGACAUUGGAGGUAGACGUUGACAUGUCAGAGUACCACCAACGUGCCUUCCUGGCCAAGCAUGUGUCCAAGGUCACCAUCUUUGUGUCUCCCUAUGACUUCUAG